Molecule: messenger RNA, 471 nt
Organism: Rotaria socialis
Lineage: Eukaryota; Metazoa; Rotifera; Eurotatoria; Philodinida; Philodinidae
Source: the annotation of a GenBank genome assembly
AUGCAGAUCUAUGUGCGUACUCUCGACGAUCGAACAUUAACACUCAAUGUUCAAUCUGAAGACACCAUAAAUGAAAUCAAAGAAAUUGUUGAACAGCGUGAAGGCAUACCCGCUGAUGAACAACGUUUAACAUUAGGUGGCAUAUCAUUAGAUGACGAAUUAACACUCAAUGAAUGUCAUAUUGAAGAAGAAAGUACACUUUAUGUUUUACUCGAUCUUGAAGGUGGUGGCAAAAAACGUAAGAAGAAAUCCUACAAUACACCAAAGAAAAAUAAACAUAAACGAAAGAAAGUUAAAUUGACUGUACUUAAAUACUACAAAGUUGAAGAUACGGGUAAAAUCCAUCGUUUAAGACGUGAAUGCCCAUCAAAACAAUGUGGAGCUGGUGUAUUCAUGGCCGCACAUCAUGAUCGUAAUUAUUGUGGUAAAUGCUGUGUCACAUACAUGUUUACAAAACGUGAAGAAAAUUAA